Aureococcus anophagefferens is the source of this 732-nucleotide messenger RNA. Its product is annotated as expressed protein. The record is from RefSeq and is a predicted model, not a curated record. The coding region runs from base 1 to 732 and encodes 243 amino acids. NCBI's taxonomy places the organism in Eukaryota, Pelagophyceae, Pelagomonadales, Pelagomonadaceae. The transcript has a single exon.
AUGCGCCUCGCGACGCGGCGCACGCUGCCGCAAGGCAUCACAGCGCUCCUCGCGCUGACGUCGCCCUUCGCGCCGCCCGGCAACGCCGCGAGCUUCCAGAAGGACGUCGUCGUAAGGGUGCUCGACGACGACAAGGUGAAGCUCGAGGCGCUGGGCACGGUGCAGCUCGCGGGCAUCCGCACGCCGACGCGCGGCGUGCCCGACUGCUACGCGCGCGUGCCCUUCGUGCGCGCGCGCGCGCUGCUGCCGCGCGGCGCGCGGGUCGGCGUGAGCUUCGUCGAGGGCGGCGGCGCGGAGAUCCAAUUGGCGGACGGCACGUCGGUCAACGCGGCGCUCGUCCGCGAGGGCUACGCGAAGCGGCGGCUGCGGAAGAACGACGACGACGCGCUCGCGUCGGCGCUCGCGCGCGCCGAGGCCGCGGCGAAGCGCGAAGGCGCGGGCAUCUGGACGACGUGCGAGGCCGACAGAGAGGUCGCGCGGCCGACCUUCGUCGCGACCUUCGACGACGUCGACUUCAAGCCGGCGCCCGCGAAGGACUUUGGCGACGCGCCGACGGUCGUGCGGAGCUGCGCGGAUUUUUCCGCCUACGAGGACGCGCUCGCCAUCUUCGAGCGCGGCACGCCCGACGUGCGGCGGCGCCUCGACCGCGACGGCGACGGCGUGCCCUGCCCGGACCUGCCGCACACGACGAACCGGGAGCUCUACCGCUUCAAGAAGCGGCCGCCGUCGUAA